Gastrolobium bilobum is the source of this 1066-nucleotide messenger RNA. RefSeq names its product ranBP2-type zinc finger protein At1g67325-like. The transcript has 7 exons. The coding region runs from base 85 to 819 and encodes 244 amino acids. The record is from RefSeq and is a predicted model, not a curated record. NCBI's taxonomy places the organism in Eukaryota, Viridiplantae, Streptophyta, Magnoliopsida, Fabales, Fabaceae.
CUUUCUACUCAGCACUUCUCUCUCUCUCUCUCUCUCUCUCUCUCUCUCUCUCUCUCUCUCUCUCUCGCUCCCUGAGUCCUUCUGAUGGCUUCUUCCAAGGACGGUAUUCGAGGUUCAUUUGGAUCAAAAAGGUCUCGCAACGAUGCUUCGCGUAAAGAUGGAGACUGGACCUGCCCUAAUUGUGGGAACUUAAACUUUUCUUUUAGAACUGUUUGCAAUCGGGGACAUUGUGGUGCUCCAAGACCAUCCGUAAUUCCACCUGCCCAAGUUACAAGCCCGUAUGGCAAUAGUCAUCCCCACUUCUACUAUGGAGGUGUUGGGGUUCCUCCUCCACCAUAUGGUGUGUCAAGCAGGUUUGGAUCCCCCAUGCCACAUUCUGGUGUACAGUAUGAUUAUGGUCUUUAUACUAGGCCUCGUGUACCGUAUAGUCCAGUACCCUCAUUCCCACCUGGAAGCUUUGGAGGUGUUACUUAUAGCCCAAGGCCUAGAAUCAAUCCCUAUGGAUAUGGUUUUCAAAGUCCUCCAUGGGACACGGGAUUAGUAGUAGAUAAUUUUGCAUCUCGGAAACGUCGUGGAGGGCCAGAUGGUUUAUCUGAAGGGGACUGGAUCUGUCCAAAAUGUGAGAAUGUUAACUUUGCCUUCAGAACUACUUGCAACAUGAAACACUGUGGAGCUGCCAGACCUAGCUCAAGCCAACCAAAUACAGGUAUUCCUGAAGGUAGUUGGACUUGUGGAAAAUGUGGGAACCUUAACUAUCCAUUUCGAAAUGUGUGCAACCGAAAAGACUGUGGAAGUGAGAAAACAGCCUCUGCCAAUUAGCAUCACAGCAUUGUGUAUAUAUAUAUAUACAUCUUUGGUCCCUCUGUGUAAAGGGAAAAGUUUUUGCUUAGAAGCAGGGAACUAGAUAUCUGUGAAUUCUAGGGGAAGAGUUUCCAUGCGGAUAAUUUUGGCCUGGUUGUUGAUGACAAUUUAUUUUUGUAUUUUGAUGAUACUUUAUAUGAAAAAGUUACUGAGAAAUAAGCUGAAUGGGAUCAUCAGACAUUUGGAUUUUUAUGGCAAUCAUUGC